CAAGAGAAGAGUGUGUGUUGGAUAGACCGAUAGAGAGGCCGGAUGAAUGACGAUAGUAUACACUCCACCCUACACAGUGGAUAAUAUUUAAAUAACUGUGUAAUAACAACUACACUGGUACAUUUGUAUCAAGUCUACACAUAUUCACUGUGUAAAUAAAAGGUUGAGAAAUAUUUUUUUCGCCACGCAUAUAGUCUAUAUUUCACACACCGAACACACACACAAAACAACUCAAAUCGAACAAGAUGGCUCAACGACCCCCAGGACCCGUUCGCGAGAACUCGCUAUCCUCUUUCAAGGAACUACAGAUGUCUACGGCAAAGAGCGCACUAGACAAGUCACUCAAGGAGUUGGCCCUGACUGCCGCUGAUGUACCCGCGGCGCAGCAACACAUGAACCGCUUCUCUGAGCUGUUUGGACGAUACUUGGGCAACGCUGAGCAAGAUCGCAUCCACUGGGACAAGAUUGAGCCACCCCCUCCCGGCAUGGUCCAGUUAUACGAGAGUCUGGCCAGUGUACCCGAGGACGCCAUCGCCGACUUGCUAGACAAGCUCGUAGUAGUCAAACUCAAUGGAGGUCUGGGAACCACUAUGGGUUGCACCGGUCCCAAGUCAGUGAUCGAGGUGCGUGACGAUAUGACCUUCCUGGACUUGACAGUGCGUCAAGUGGAAUGGCUCAACGAGACAUAUGGCUGUGAGGUGCCCUUAAUCCUUAUGAACUCCUUCAACACGCACGACGAUACCGAUAAGAUCAUCCAGAAGUACUCGGCCUCCAACGUGACCAUCUUAACGUUCAACCAGUCGCGUUUCCCACGUAUUAACAAGGAGUCUCUGCUGCCUGUCACCGAUCAGUAUGAUGGUGGCAAUAGCAACUGGUACCCCCCUGGUCACGGUGACGUAUACGACUCGAUGAAGGAGUCUGGUGUGCUGGACGGUCUUCUGGCUAAGGGCAAGGAAGUGAUGUUCAUGUCAAAUAUCGAUAAUUUGGGUGCCACCGUGGACAUUACUAUCCUGCAACACUUUUCCAACUCUGAUGCCGAGUUUGCGAUGGAGGUUACCCCCAAGACACAGGCUGAUGUCAAGGGUGGUACCCUGAUCUCUUACGAGGGGCAGUGCCGUCUGUUGGAGAUUGCGCAGGUGGCCAAGGACCACGUGGAAGAGUUCAAAUCUAUCAAGAAGUUCCGCAUUUUCAAUACCAAUAAUUUGUGGAUGAAGUUGGAAGCUGUCGACCGCGUUGUGGUACAGAAGGAACUGAGCAUGGAGAUCAUUGAGAACAUCAAGUCAAUGAGCGACGGCACCAAGGUGAUCCAACUCGAACAGGCCGUCGGCGCGGGUAUCAAGCAUUUCAAGAACGCGUGCGGUAUCACUGUGCCCCGAUCACGCUUCUUGCCCGUAAAGACGUGCUCGGAUCUAUUCGUCGUGAAAUCAAACCUAUACACCAUUCAACACGGUACGCUAGUUAUGAACCCAGCCAGGCCCUUCCCCACCGUACCCUUGGUCAAGCUUGGAGACGGCCACUUCAAGAAGGUGCAUGAGUUUUUGGGCCGUAUGUCCGGAAUUCCCGAUAUUGUGGAGCUGAACCAUCUCACUGUGACAGGAGAUGUCACAUUUGGCAAGAAAGUGGUGCUUAGGGGUACCGUGAUCAUAGUGGCCAACCACGGAGACAGGAUUGAUAUCCCAUCUGGUGCGGUCUUUGAAAACAAGGUUGUGUCCGGAAACAUGCGCAUCCUUGAUCACUAAUUGGAGACCUCGUCUCUGGCUACCAUCCGUUGCGUCAGGGUUUUCAAGUAUGUUAAUCGAGUAAGAAGUAUUUCCCGGGUACGGAACAUAGUGUGUGUGUUUGCUAAUAAAAUAUGUCAAAUAUCAUCAGC
Sphaeroforma arctica JP610 is the source of this 1870-nucleotide messenger RNA. Its product is annotated as UTP-glucose-1-phosphate uridylyltransferase. Gene Ontology annotation, cellular component: cytoplasm. Gene Ontology annotation, biological process: glycogen metabolic process; UDP-alpha-D-glucose metabolic process. The record is from RefSeq and is a predicted model, not a curated record. NCBI's taxonomy places the organism in Eukaryota, Ichthyosporea, Ichthyophonida. Bases 246 to 1739 code for a protein of 497 amino acids. Gene Ontology annotation, molecular function: UTP:glucose-1-phosphate uridylyltransferase activity. The transcript is spliced from 3 exons.